UCGUGGAAGGAAGUGAUAAAUUACCUGAAGACAAACUCUCAACUUUGACGCUUUUCUGGACGACCAGAUGUGUGAUAUCGACAUCUUUCUUUGCCCAUUGUCUUGUUAAGCUCUCAGCCGCAGGUGAUCUUUGUUUGAGGUGACAAUGCCGGGUCGAUCUAGCAGACGAAAUCGCGACUCUGGCGUCCACAGGGAGAGCAGUAGUAGCGGUUCACGUCCGCAUCGCCACCGAAGUUCCAACAGUAACAGAAGCCGUCGAUUUCGUCUGAAACACAAGGAGAGGAACUUUAUUGCGGCCGUUUGCAGCAUGAUUGUGAUUGUAAUCUUGUGUACAGCCCUGGCUGAGUCCAAGUGGAUUUCACUGAGCGGCGGAGGCUGCAAUCUCAGAUACAUCGGAGCCUAUCAGUUUUUCUUCAGUGGCUUCUUUGAGACGUCGUUCAGUCCACACAAAUCUCAAAAUCUUCCCAUUCAGUACACUCAGUCUGCAGAUAAAAUUUAUCACUACGGUUCUGGUAGAAUUAUGAAAAAUUGUGUAACCCCAAAGGCUGUGGCUCUGAUGAAAACUAUCAUUGGGUUCAUCUUCUUUGCGAUACUGUGCAGCUUUUUCGCCUUCCUUUUGGAUUUAAUUGGGCCUUUGAGACGAUCUCUGAAAAUGAUUCGACGCAAUGCUUUCUUAAGUAUUCUAACAGUUGUGAUUUGCGUUGUGGUAAAUGGAUUUACAUACUGGGUGACCACCGAAAUCGAAAGGCUGCAGAGAAAUACAAAAAUAAAACAGAGUAGCAAAGUUGAGGUAGAUUUCGAUGUAAGUUUCUAUCUGGUGGCAGCAGCGGGAGGUGUGGCAGUUCUUGCGACGGCAUCAAAUUGUUUGCGUCGUUAUCCGAUCUAUGAGGAGAGUCAGACAGAGUCGUUGCUGGAUGACUACGAUGGGGUGGAGGCACUGCUUCCCACCGGACCUGAAGCUUCUGCCUUGGCACAGAUGCCUCCUCCACCCGCAUAUUCCCCUUGAGGUGGCAGUACCUAGAUCAUACACCAUUCCCUAAUUCUUCAAACCUUUUGUAUUAAAACUAGAUUAAAAGCAGUACGUUCAUGUUGAAGGCAGGCUUGCAUGUAGGAAUUUGCCAAAAUGUAUGGUUCUGUAAAAGUGAAAGUGGAACCUUGAAAAUUCUGAGAAUGUCAUGAUGAAAAACCCUGUGUUUUUUUCUUUUUUUUUUUUUUGUACAAAGAGUUUGAAGAAUUGAGGUGUGUGUACUUGGUUUGUAUAGAUAAAUAAAUAUAUAUAUUCAGUGUAUGCAAGGCAUCAUCCACCCUUGGUAUACUCAGUGAGCAGAUUUACUGUAUUUGAUUUGCUUACAUGUAUGUACAUGUAUUAUGAUUGUUUACCUGUGUUGGUGAUAUCUGAGCUAAUCUUCUGGCUCCGUUGUGAAUAGCAAUCUUCGUCUAAUGCUACAGAGUAUCUGUAGCUUUCAUCUGCUUUAUACUAAAGAUAUAUGUACACAAAUGUGCUGACGUGCAGACUUUUUAAAAAAUAUCUGAAUUGCACGCUGCAUAAAUUCCUGUAUGUAUGGAGAUGUGAUAUGCAAAGAUUGUGUUGCUGUGACAUGCAUGAUCUGUAAAACUUCAUGUGUUGUUGCAGCAUUUGUGAUAUGUGAACUACCUUUAUCUGUAUUGCUAUGAUAAAUAAUCAAAUUGAGUGUUGUGUUUCAAUUUGUGGUAGUGAUAAUCCAGAUUAAUACAUUACAUUACAAUAUGACAAUGUUGUCGUAUUGUCAUAUUGUCAUAUUGUCAUAUUGUCUGGUCGCCAUUCAGAUCCCAUAUUCCAAUGGCUUAUGCUACUCCAGCCUCACUUAAAUCAAAUUAACAAAAAAAAAAAAAAAAAGCUAAAACAUUAUCAAUUAUACUGGUAUAUUCUAAUAAUAGUGAGUCAAAAGGGGCCACAGCUGUUAGUUAACUCCUAAGAAAGAAGUCUUGACCAGAGCGUUUACAUGUGAAGGUAGGCAGGGGGUGGUAUUAGGUUGGUCGCUUACCCUUGUCUAAAAUUGAGCAAAAAACAGCACUAAAGACCAUUUAUAUUGGUCUACACAGAAGUAUGUGUCUGAUUAUAGUUCGAUGGAAAGCUAUUAAAAAAUUGUGUACAUAUACAUGUAACAUUAAAUUAAAACAAGUAGUAAGAUCAUAAGAAUCUAGUUGAUUAACUGAACAGCUUAGCACAAUAAAUAAGCGAAGUACAUGUAACUGUGAUAUUCAUACAGCUAUAUAUGCUGUGCGCAUGUAUAAAUAGCUAAAGUGUGCCUCACAGGGCACAAUUCCCCUGAGGAUAACUUAAUUAAGUUGAAAUAUUGAGAUCGUCAAAAUGAAUUUCUUCAGAGUGACUUUGCUUAUUUAUUACACAUAUCAGAAAUAUCUGAUUGUUUCUAAGGCAAGGCUCUAAAUGAAUGGCAUCAUCUGAUUACAACACAGACAGUUUCUUGGUUUCUAUGAAAGAAUUGCUAUUUCAAACUCCUUGGUAUCUUUAUAUAUGAAUAAUAUGGCAGAUUCAUAAUGUGUUGUCAUGACUGGAGAUAGAGAUAGAAUUAGUCAUGUUAGCAAUGGGAAUGUCAGUAUUCUGUGGCAAGAAGAUGGAAUUAAUUAUGUUAGCAAUGGAAAUGUCAAUAUUCUGUGGUAAGAAGAGUGACACAGUGUGUCCAUGGUAAAGGUUAACCAAACAUGCCAAACUAAGAGAGAGAAACCAAAGCAUCCCUCAUCCCCGCCACCCCACCCCCUGCCAACAGUCUAACUGUUGUCCUGUGGUAGAGUAUAUUAUGUAAAUUAGCUCACUGAUUUUAUACAUGUACAUCUGUAUAUUUAUGGUAAUAUUAUAUGUGUGAACGAUGGAUAUAUUUAUUCAGUGUAAAAUAAACUCUGUAAGCACUGCUCUGAACACAGCUGUCUUGCUAAGCAGUGGUGGUAAUUAAAUAUGAAUAGAAUUUAAGCUAUUCCUACAUUUAAUCUAUGGUCUUUACACUUGUUUAAUCUGUAGAUAUGUAUUUAUUCUUUUUUCAUGUUUCUCUGUAGGUCAAGAUAAGUUCUUAACCUUUAUGUACAUCAUGUGUAUAAAACAGUAUACACAUGUUUAGUAUACAUUCUAUCUGCACAUAUCUGUAUAGUGUAUAGAUACAUACAUUUAAACAUAUGUAUUACAUGUAUACCAGAAAUGUUUAAACUCAACAUUCUCAAUGCCAGUGCAUGGUUCGUAAGUUGUGAUGUUUCGGCAACUGAGUGACAUCUUUCUACGUAUGGAAUGGUAAUUUAAUGUAGACCAUGGCUUUAGUUGAGGCCACACGUUUACAGAGUUUAUAAGUCCACCAGAAUUUCACAGCCUUCAAAGUCAUUGAAUCACCAUUGCCUGAUUUUACACAACUACACUGUACUUUAUGAGAUAAUUACCGUUCAUGUAUAUACUACCUAAUGUUAAGGAGGCUGUGCCAGAGAUUUUUAGCAAAAUAUCUGUACUCGGUAAUGAUAUAAAAUUUUACGUACUUACAUCAAGAAUGGCUCAAACUAUUGCCUUUCAGUAAAUAUCAGACCCAUGCCUCUGCUAUUUGUAGUAUUCAAAUUAUUUGGGCUGGCCUAAAAUAAUAGCAAAAUUUGAUUGGGUUUACACUGAUCAAUUUUGUACCAAAAAUCUCUGGAUACAUCAUUGUACAUAGCUUCUUUCCGUAAGCUGCAUGAAAGUUUAUCAUGUCAAAUUGUAGUGUAAUAACUGAUAAUACACAGAAAGAUGUCUCUCCAUUGCGGGUACUGUACAACUCAGAAGUCUGUAUUGCUACCUGUUACUGUCUUCAUUUCUUUCACCUUUCUUCGUUAUUCUGUAUUUAGUGUUUUCAUUGAAAGCCCAUGUUUUUUGUACAUCAUACUUGUAGCUAUAAUUGUGUGCACUGUUUUAUAAUGACUUGUUGUGUUUUAAAUUUCUUUUAUGUAUUCUGGUAUCAUAAAUUUUGUAUAUUGUAUCCAGUGCUUUAUUUUUUACACAUUUUUGAAAGAUAAUUUGUGCCUGAGAAUUUAUUAGGGACAUUGUGAAAACCUGUUUUCUUGUGAUGCCUGUUGAUGAAAACAGAACUGAUAUGGUAGAGUGCAAUCUUUGUGAAGAUAUGUACAGUAUAUAACAAAAAUUCAUAUAUGCUUUCUUCUGCAAACUCUUAAUAUAUAAUUUGUUAUUCACCAGGCAGGCUGGUCAUGAUAUACAUCUCUUUUUCUUGAAAUAAUAUGGUAUAUUUUAUGCUAAUAAAACAAAUUGUAUGCAUUUUUAAUGAAACGAACCUCAAUUUACCUGUGUCAGAAUGAACUUCAAAGAAUUUGUUGUGAACAGUAGUUUUGGUUUUAAUAUCAAACAAUUUAUAAACGUGUUGAGGUAAAGAAAAAAAUAAUCAUAUUAUAAGUUGUAGAAGAAAAAACAGUAUGAAGUCACUUUCACUGGGUGUUUUGGAAGUAUCGACUUGUAUAAUUCUGAAAAUUAUGAUUUUUGGACAGAGAUUCGAGUUCAUUAUACCAUCACAUCUGCAUUCUCUGAGUGUUGUUUAUUUUCAUUCAAAUCUCUUCUAAUUUGAUGUGUUUUUACAAAUGACUUUUGUAUUUUACCUCCAAACUGUAUUGCUGCCAUGUUUUCACCAGCCUACCUUGAAUACAUUCUGUGACAGAGUCAAGUGCAUGAUGCAAAAGCAUAGAUACUUCACAAAAGACUGAGAAGUCCAAAUUUCAACAAACCCUUAUUUGUCAUUUUUAGUAAAUGUACAUAUCCUCAAGAUGACAGUCCAACUGAUUUUGUCCAAAUAUUGAAUUGUCAAAUAUGUGACUUUUUUUAUUCAUUUUUUACCUGAAGUAUCUAUGCUUUGGAAUUAUGCUAUUUAUGUCUUAUUGGAUCAAAAGAAGUUGGGAGCGAUUUGGCCGACUGUUGUAGUACUGAUGUCUUGCUUUGGGAACUAAAAUGGUUUCCUGUUAAUGUGGACAUUGAAACAGGCAUGCAUUGGCAAGAACCAAUGAGCAACAAAAAUGGACAUUUUCCGUUUUUGAUGGAUACACUUUUCAGUGGUAUCCAAGAUUGCGAUGAUUAUGGUCGUGUGGUUAUCAUGUUAGUGUGAUGAUUUUGACAGUUUUUAGUUUGUGUUUUUCAACAAACCCAAGGCAGUACUGUUUCAGGAUGUGGUUGUUCACUAGAGAGCUAUGACAGAGUAAUAUUUUCUACACCACUGAUGUAUACUGUAAUGCUUAUACUUGUAUGUUAUUUUAUAUGAGUCACAUUGUACAGAUAUGAUGAUAUGCCCGGUUAGAUCAUUCUUAGGAGUUAGCCUGUUAGCCAAUACGUGUGGUGAAAAAAACGAGUACUGUAAAUACAGCAUGUGCAAUGUCGGCAGAUCUGUGUGAUUUUGUGUCCGUUGGUACAGUCGCGGUCAUGGUUAGCAGUUUGUAUUGUGUUACUGUGAUACCGUGUUCUUGUUCAUCUACAUCUAGCAUGUAGCAUGCACUAACACUGCCUUUGGACCUAGGCAAGGUAGGCAAGAUCAUUACGUAUAAACACUCUAUGGAAAGUUUUAUGAAGGCAAUCCCCAGCUAGCUCUGAAGCCGCCGUGUGAAACGACACCAGUGUAUAAGCGUAGGUAUUGUCAGUGAACGUGUUAAAACUGACCUGUAUUCCACUGUGACUGAUUGACGUAGGUGUCUCCUUCAUAUUUCUGUGUUCAGAUGACAAUCAGGGUGAUUCAGUGUGCUUGGUGAACUUGUAAUAAAUCUCAGCCUUCUUUUGUAAUAAAUGUCUAUAAAUGAGGCUUCGGCUUAAAAUGUUCAGAAAUGUUUGCUUUGCAACUGCUAUGUAGUUUGGUUUCAUGCAUUCAUAUAUACUGCCUGAUGUAUUGCGUAUGCAUAACACCAGCGAUGACAUUACCACGAAAGCCGUUCAGAAAUGAUGCAUGGAAAACUUGCGUUAUCCAAAUGCAAGAAGUCCGCUUUGUGCUCCAGACCAGAAAUAACACGCUUUGCCCAUGCAGGGGUCUUGUUAAUGUGGUAAGUGACAAGUGAGUCAGUGCACUUGAUCUGUGUACAUAUUUCAGUUUGGUUAACAUACAGCAUUGUAAGUGGAGCAACUCUGAGCCGUUAAACCGUGAACCACGUGGAUCUGGUCAUGUUAACUUGGAUUUUAUUAUAACAGGUAGUUCGUAAUGUUUUGAGUACUCCACCUAGUGAAUAAAACUUGUUCACUACUAGGGUAGGCUGCUACAUGUGCGUGUAAACCCCUAAAUGUGCAACAGUGCAUGGGUCAUGGGUGUACUUUGCCUUUCGUGGUUCCAUGCACGACAAUCGUGGUGUCCUCGCCCAGUAUGUGCAAGCAUGUCUUAUUUCACAACUGCCAGAUGGACACAGUCCUUCAUUUGUGGAUGCUAUCAUACUAUGCAACUAGGCAAGGGGCGAUAGCCAGCUUUACCGUGGUAUUCCCACCCAUAUACACCCCAGAUUUUGUGAUUUCCAGGCUAUCACUCUAUGAUCCAUGUUGAACAUCUAAGAGCUUAUGGAUGUUCAGGGAGAUGGAAAUUUAAACCUCUUCAUACCACAACCAUGUAAGCUCCAGACAAACAGGAAAAUCUCUGAAACCCUGUGAAUGAUCGUGUAUUUUUCAAGUCAAAUUUUCACGUGCAUGUAGAAACGGUGUACUGAAGUAAACGUUAUAGGCAUAUUGCCUUGACCGUUACCAACAGCUUGGCAUGCAAGUGAUAACUUUAGAGAACCUAGGUAAACUAGCUCUUUGCAGCAGCAAACAACAUCCAGUUAUCAGUGAGAUGCCCAUACGUUUGAACGUAACCAUCAAAGAAACCUUCCACCGAUAAAACGUGGUACUGGUAUAUGUACAUGUUAAACUGCACAUUAAAGUCCAUAUAUUGGUGUUGAAUAAGGGAGCACUUGAUCAAGCUUGUCCAGAAGCAACCUUGGGUGUACAUGUGGGAAUUUUUAAUCUGCAUGUUCUCACAUCAUAUACAUAAUUAGCGGGUGUGAAGUUCGCAAGAAUGUUCCACAGUUCUGUAAAAGGUGCAUAUUGUACUUUCCUUAGAUAUUCUUAUUGCCAAAGAUUUCAUCAUAAAAUGUCAUAAAAAUGUAUCGGUUAACGCCUUGAAUGAAUUCUGAAAUAUCUAACACCUGUUUCACUCUGGAAAACAUUCUGCGGUAAUGGAUUUUAUAGGGUACUCUAGACUUAGCGUUGCAUGAAUCCACACCAAGAGAUCGGGUUUUUGGUAUGUUUUAAAACUUUCUUUCUCGUUUUUGUUGAUCUUUUCUGUUUAUAUGACCGUGUUUAAAAUGAGUCAGGGAAAUUUGAUGGAAGAAAAGACGUCGAAUAGCAACGCGCAUGUUCUGUUGAAAGUAUACGUACUUACCCUGCCAUGCAAUUCUAAGAAAUUUCUUGAUAUACCCUUGAUACAAUCACUACUGUGGACGUCAGUU
Molecule: messenger RNA, 7461 nt
Organism: Liolophura sinensis
Lineage: Eukaryota; Metazoa; Mollusca; Polyplacophora; Chitonida; Chitonidae
Product: transmembrane protein 127-like
Exons: 3
Coding region: 146-1006 (286 amino acids)
Biological process (GO): negative regulation of cell population proliferation; negative regulation of TOR signaling
Cellular component (GO): membrane
Source: RefSeq, a predicted model, not a curated record